AUGCUGCGGUUUCCCCCUGCCCCGUCGCAGUCUGCGCGGCUGCUGAUGGUAAUUGUGGUGGCGGUGUGCUGUGGCUGCGGCAACGUUGCCGCGGGCCCGGUGACGUACCCCUGCAGCUUCGACGAGGUGAUGCGCGGGGGUGAGGGGUUGUUGUCUGCCCCGGUGGUGAUGAAAGCCGUCCCUUCGGCAGGCGAGCCCCAGUUGGAGACGUACGUUGUCGUGAAGGAAGAGUGGGCGCCGAUCCGCAUUGUGGCGUCAAUGAAGGACCUGGAGGAUAAUAAAAAGCACUGCCAGUUGUCUACGCUUGACAAACCGAAUUUGCGUGGCGGAACUGUCAGCUGUUCACAAAAAGACAGUUUAACUCGAAAUGGCAAGAAAGAAAUACUCACCCGUGCCAUUCAUGUCGCCAUCAAACUGCACGCGGACCGUCUUCUUGUCCAGCCGCUGAAGGAUCCGUUGAAGGUGCCAAACUUCCCCAGUGACAGCGUUUGCGGGCAGUUCACGGUGCCUGAAGCGCAUCGUUCCGAGGGCGUUGACAAUGCUGACAUGGUGCUGUACGUGGCGGCUGCGCCGGGCGGUGUGUGGGCGUUGCCGUGCGCCACGCUGGAUAAUGGCCGCCCAAUCGUUGGGGUUGUGAACGUUGCCCCGGCGGAUUUGCGUUUUCCCCGGCUCGCCACUCGCAUCGCCGCGCAUGAGAUCGCCCAUGCCUUGGGGUUCGCCUACGGGAAGAUGGUGGCGAGCCACAUGGUGAAGAAUGUGACCGGCGUGCGUGGCAGGGCGUUGUCGGUGGUGGUGAACUCGAUGAACGCCGCGAUGGCUGCGAGGGAGCACUACAACUGCAACGGCAUUCAGGGCAUGGAGCUGUAUGACUUCAAGGGGGACGGGACGGGGCUGGAGUCGCACUGGUCAAAGCGCAACGCGAAGGACGAGCUGAUGGCUCCGCUCGGGGGUGCCGGCUACUACACGGAGCUGACGCUGGCCGCCUUCGCCGACUUGGGCUACUACAAGGUGAACUGGGCGAUGGCGGAGCCGAUGGGUUGGGGCAGGCAGUCGGGGUGUGAGCUGCUGCAAAAGAAGUGCUCCGAACUGGACUUGAGUAAAUACCCCAAAAUGUUUUGCGACAUGACAUUUAGGCCUCUUCAGUGCACGUCGGAUCGGUAUUUCAACGGAACGUGCGAUUCGAACAUCAUUGAAAUGUCGCCCAAUGUGCAAACGGACGUAUGCUACACGGUUGCGGCUUGGGUGCCCAGAGAAGACUUUAAUUACGUCUUUAAGCAAGAGCAGCAGCAGCGGGGGAAUAGAGGUUCACGGUAUCCAAAAAGUAAGGCUAAAAAAGUGCCUAAUCCCAUGUGGUGCCUUGACAGGCAGCUUCCACCGAAGGAGGAGGCGGAGGAAGAAGAAUACGAACAGGCAGUUGCCGCCGUCUACGCAGAGGUGAUGUGCACCGGAAAAGAGGUCAAGCUGAAAACAGGGGGUGGGGGUUUUUAUGGCAAACGUGCAAGGCCGGAGAGACAGUCACCGGGAGCUACCCUCCUUUCAAUACGGGGAAUGUCAUCUGCCCUGAAUACGCGGAGGUGUGCACGAUGUCCAUCAACGGCAGCAGCCUUCUUCCAGUGGUUGAAUGGGACGGCAAAGAGAAGGUGUGGAAGAAAGCAGCCCCUGCAGAAGAGCUGGGCCUUGCGCCGCCUGUGA
Molecule: messenger RNA, 1692 nt
Organism: Trypanosoma rangeli
Lineage: Eukaryota; Euglenozoa; Kinetoplastea; Trypanosomatida; Trypanosomatidae
Product: surface protease GP63
Exons: 1
Coding region: 1-1692 (563 amino acids)
Biological process (GO): proteolysis; cell adhesion
Cellular component (GO): membrane; cytoplasm
Molecular function (GO): metalloendopeptidase activity
Source: RefSeq, a predicted model, not a curated record